AUGAUUAUUGGAGAGAGUGAUCUUUAUCAAUUGAUAUAAUCAAUAAACAAGAGAUCAAUGUUUAAAACAAAGUUUGAUCUUGAGUUUAUUGAUCUAAGUCUUAAAGAUGUGCCAUUUUUUCAUGAUUUAAGAAAAUAAGUAGGAGAAACUCAAUAUUAAUAAAUAUUAAGAGAACUUCAAUAUGAAUGUCAUAUACCUUAUGAGCCAUAGGUUAAUAUAGGUGAUAUGAGCACAAAGUUUUACUUUAUUUUAAGUGGGAAAUUUUUAGUGUUGACUAGAAGUUAUAUUACAUAUUAGGAUAUUGUGAUGAAUGCAGAACUGUAAGAGAUUUAUUUAAAGAUAUUAUAGAUAAAAGAUAUUGACUUAGAGAUUCUCAGAUUUGAUUCCAUAAGGUUAUUUGUACCCUGGAUAACAUUUUGGAGAAUAGGUUAUGAUGUUUGAUCAGUCUCAUACACAAACAAUAUUGCCUUUAGAGAAGUCUCAUUUAAUAGUGAUUAAGAGGGAUGUUUAUAGAAGAAUUAAAGGUAUAUAGAAUAAUAAUAGAUUUUAGAUAUUUAAUCUCGAAAGUAAGAUGCAGAGAAAUUUGCAUUAUUAUCAACAGUUCCUUUGUUUAGCAAAUGGUCAGCUAAGACAUUGAGAUAAUUGCUUUGUGAUAUUAGUGAAAUAAACUUCAUUCCAAAUUAAUUAAUAUAUUAGUAAGGAGAUCAAGUUGAUGCAGUUUAUAUAAUUGUAGAUGGUGAAGUAUAAUUGUAUAGAUAGUACAAUAAGAAUAUUCAUCCAAUCUCAAUUCUAGGAUGUAAGGAAUGUUUUGGAGAUGAUGAAAUCUUAAGUUAAUUUAGAAGUCAUAGUGCUAAGUCUAUAAAUUGUGUUAGACUUUAUAAAAUAUUUAGAAAUAAAUUUUUAGAUCAUAUUCCUAUUCAUUGUGAAGGUAAUAACCUUUCGAAUCUCUAAAGUUUUGCAACGUAAUCAUCUAUAUUGAAUCGUCCAUUUCUCUCCAACAACCAAACUAUGAAUAAAUUUUCUCUGUAUUAAGCCCAGAAUGAAGAAUUAAGAAUAUAUAGAUCUGAAUCAUUAAAAUCAUUCAAUUCACCAGCUAAGGUAUGGCAAAAGGUAAUGAAUAAAAAAAAGGAGAAAAGUAGAACAUAUUAAACUAUUUCAUCAACUCAAUAAGUGAAUGAUUUAUUAAGGAGAAAUUAUAGACAUUCAGAUGAAUCAAUAUAAGUCUAAAAAGUUUUUAAUAGUCAAUCUCCCAAAGUCAAAUUUGUCAAUACUCCUACAUGUAUAGAUGAAAUCACAAAUGAAGGCAAAUAUAGAAUACAUGCAAAUGGUAAAUAUGAUAAAACCAAUUAUCUUAUGGGCUAAAUAAAAUUGAGAUCGAUUACGCAAUCAGUUUGGAAAAAAUAACUUGAUAAAAUAAAAUGA
Messenger RNA from Paramecium pentaurelia, 1422 nucleotides. The record is from the annotation of a GenBank genome assembly. NCBI's taxonomy places the organism in Eukaryota, Ciliophora, Oligohymenophorea, Peniculida, Parameciidae.